CAAUUUUAUAAUAGAUGACGUUGGUAUUCCUGGUAUAAUCUUUUUUUGCGUUAUAUGUUGACACGUUGAUGUUCCGGCUGGAUACAGAUGGUUUAAAAAGUGAAUAAUUAUAACUAGCCGAUACAGAAUAUCUUUAAGCGAAAGUAAACGAAUUUUAAAAAGAAUACCAUUGAAUUUAUAGCAAUUGACAGGAAUUAAAUAUACAUAUUUUCAUAAUGAAGCUAAAAAAUAUAGGAAAUAGAUUAAAGGAUGAAAAUUUAGAUCUUAGUUUAUGUGACCUGGAUGAAGUGCCUGUGGAAGAAAUUGCAACUGUUAGAAAACUGACAUAUUUAGACUUAUCUAAUAAUUUCUUAGUUACAUUACCAAAUAAUUUUGUCAUACUUAAACAAAUAUUAAAGUUAGAUCUAAGUAAAAAUAUGUUAACGGAAAUUCCUGAGAACUUUGGUGAAAUGACGCAAUUAAAAUAUUUGGAUCUGUAUGCUAAUCAGAUAAGCCGUUUACCUUUGAGCCUCAGUGAAUUGAAGAAUCUAAGAUGGCUGGAUUUAAAAGAAAAUCCAUUAACACCUUCUGUUGCAAGUAUUGCUGGCCCAUGUAAUAAUGCAGAAGAGUGUAAAAAUUGUGCUCGUAAUGUUGUAGAAUAUUUAAAUAAUGUCAAACGUUCCGUAGAAGAGGAAAAGUUACGUAGACUUAAUGCUAAGUUAAAUAAGAUGUCAGUAGUUGCUAAUAAAGAUAAUGAUAAUGAUACAACAAAAAAAGAAUCAAAAAAGAAAAAAAAGAAGAAACAGACGGACAAAGAAGUUGAAAAGAAUUUGAAUAAGAAUAAAUUAGAAGUGGAAUGUAAAGUGUCUGAAAAUAUAGAGGAUAAGAUUGAUAGUUCAAAAGAAACAUUUAAUGAGCAAAACCAAAAGCAUUGCAUUUCUGCUGCACUAUGUAGGAUACUUACUUCAUUAUUCCUAUGGACAGUCAUAUUUGGCAUUGCCUUUGGCUCUUUGAUAAUAAUCCUUCCUCUAUAUAAUAAAGAACUAUCAUAUACAAUUAUGGAUUAUAUAGAAAAGCACACAGGUGUAUUUCUGAAAACUUAUCAAAGAUAUCGACUACACUAUAUAACCGAAAAUGGUGACGAUAUUAUGGUGAUAGAUUUGAAUUCUUCAAAAUCAAAUGAUAAAUCUUAUCAGAAUAUUUCCGAAUGCGUUCGUAGACAUCGAGAUGCAAUAGAGUUUGCCAAUCUUUUGGAAUCCUAUUAUUCUACGUCCCUUUUUCUCCAAGCAGGAUUCAACAUGAUUGAACUAAGUAUCACAGUCUUUCAGGCUACGAUAAGUGUGAACGAAACUAAAGAGCUUUUUCAACAAGUGUCUGUCUGUUACUCAACAUUAACUCACAUCUUGUUUCAAUGUGUAAACGGGCAACGUGUUAUUGAUCACAGCGAUCAAAUGCACGAGCAUCUAAUAAAUAUGAAGUGGUAUCAUACAUCAUUACGCACAAGAAAAGUGAUUUAUCUCAUGCUAAUUAGAUCACGAGUAUAUUGUGUGCUAACUGCUGCAAAAAUGUUUAACAUGUCUAUGGAAACAUUCAGUACUAUUGUACGCACGUCAAUAUCAUAUUUCACCGUUUUACGCUCAGCUUAAUAAUUUCGUAAAUGA
Vespa velutina is the source of this 1640-nucleotide messenger RNA. Its product is annotated as leucine-rich repeat-containing protein 59. Gene Ontology annotation, cellular component: plasma membrane. Gene Ontology annotation, biological process: sensory perception of smell; detection of chemical stimulus involved in sensory perception of smell. Gene Ontology annotation, molecular function: olfactory receptor activity; odorant binding; protein binding. The record is from RefSeq and is a predicted model, not a curated record. Bases 216 to 1625 code for a protein of 469 amino acids. Lineage: Eukaryota; Metazoa; Arthropoda; Insecta; Hymenoptera; Vespidae. The transcript is spliced from 12 exons.